Molecule: messenger RNA, 1254 nt
Organism: Rubroshorea leprosula
Lineage: Eukaryota; Viridiplantae; Streptophyta; Magnoliopsida; Malvales; Dipterocarpaceae
Source: the annotation of a GenBank genome assembly
UCAUCAUGAGUGUACCUUACCCAGAUUCUUCCCAGAAAGUAAGAUCCAUGACCACCAGUUGAGCCCAUUCAUGAGGAAAAAUCCCUUCAUUUGCGAUGCAUGUGGGGGGGGAGGAGAUGACGCUUGCUAUUUUUGUUUAGAGUGCAGCAUCAUGAUUCAUCGGUAUUGUAUUUUCCUGCCAAAACUCAUCAAAUUCAAACUGCACAAUCAUCAUAUACUCGACCACAACUACAGGAAUAAAAGUCAUCUUUAUAUCGAAGUUGAGUCAAAGAAUGAGGAAAGUGAUGAGGCUUCUUCUUCUUCUAGUUGUGCUGUGGUGCUAGGAGACGAGAUAAAGCAUUUCAGCCACGAGCAUGAAUUAGUGCUUGAUAAUGAUGAGAUUAUUACAAAUGGUGAUAAAAAAUGUUGCAAUGGGUGUGCAUUACCGAUCUUGACCGCCGCUUACAGUUGUCCACAACCAGAGUGUAAUUUCUCCCUUCACAAGGCCUGUGCCCAAAUUCGAGUGGACAAACCACAUUGGGCUUUCCAAGAUCCUCUUCGAGUUAGGAUGAGAUUCUAUUUUGGAUGUCAAUUUUGUAAGCAUGACUGUAGCGGUUUUUCUUCCUGGAAAUAUGAUGAUUAUGAUUUUGACGGUCCAAUUUGCCUCAGAUGUAGUGAGAUCCCUUUCAUCACUACCCAUGAAGCACAUGCUCAGCAUUCCCUCUUCUAUGAUCGAGAUCACAAGGGACCAUGUAGUGGCUGCGGUAAAGAAAUGGGUGAUUAUGGUGGUUACAGAUGCACGCUAGCAGAAGAAGAGGAGAAUUGCAAAUUUGCCUUGGACUACAGAUGCAUGACACGGCCCCUUACAGCUGAACAUAGGUUCCACCAUCACCCUCUAAAACUCACUUCUGAAGAUCCUUAUAAGGAUGAUGAUGGUGAUCCAUUUCAACACAUGUGUGAAAUCUAUGAAGAUAGAAGAGAUCCAAAGCUCUGGUUUUAUCGGUGUUAUGAGUGCGAUUUUGAUGCUCAUCCCGAUUGCGUUCUUGGAAAGUACCCAUUCAUCAAGCGCGGUAGCAUUUAUGACAUUAGAUUUGAUUCUCAUCAAUGACCUCUCAUAUAUUGCCAGAGUGAGAAAUAUCCCUAUCCAAAAUGUAAGAGAUGUAGCCUUCCUUGCAAAGAUCAGCUGGCUCUUAAAUGUCCCCACUCUGAAUGCAACUUUGCUCUACAUUUUGAGUGUCGCAAUUUACGUUGUCUAAGUAAACAUCGGUACAGACU